Messenger RNA from Zootoca vivipara (common lizard), 4747 nucleotides. It is a transcript of the gene RHBDL3, whose product is annotated as rhomboid like 3. Gene Ontology annotation, cellular component: membrane. Lineage: Eukaryota; Metazoa; Chordata; Lepidosauria; Squamata; Lacertidae. Gene Ontology annotation, molecular function: serine-type endopeptidase activity; calcium ion binding. The record is from RefSeq and is a predicted model, not a curated record.
GAAAAGGGGCUGAGGAAGAGUAACCGGGAGGGCUCGCGGGUGAGCGCUCACCUCGCGUGGACUAGCAGGGCAGGAGGCGCAAAAGUUUGGCCAAGUUUAGGGCGCGCGCCUAAAAGGUUUCCAAAGGUCCGGCUCCCCCACUCCCUUGGCCUGUGCAGUUGGAUCGAAGCCACAUCAGCACCAGCAUGCCAGCUGGAGGACGCCUCUCGUCUCUCGAGGGAUAUUUCCCUUAAGGGGGGGGGGGAAUUCUACCCACGCAACGACACCCACCCGGUCUCUGGCUGCAGGAGCCAGCAUGGAAGAGGAAGGGGCCAGGCUGCAUAGGCGGCUUUGAAAGUUUGCCAAACACCUCCGAGGUUGCUUUGCUUCCUCCAGCCCCCCUCCCCUCGCCGAAAGAGGAGCGACUGAGAGGAAGGGCAGAGAGAGGGGGGCAGAUCGGGGGGGUCGACCGGGGAGUUGGCUACUUCCAAGCAUGGGAGACAGGUUGCCGGAGCCAAGCCGUGCAAACCCUUCUCCCGCGGUGGCCGCCUGCUCAGAAGCAGAAGCGAUCGAGGUCCUGGAAUCCGAGGAUGUCCUGCCUAUGGCUACGGAGGACAACCAUAGAGUUGGAAGGAACCAAAGUCCAUCUACUCCAACCUGCUGCCCAAAGGCAAAGCUGCCAAGCCACCAACCCCCCACAGAUCAACCUUUGCUGUCCAGGACACAGUGUGACUCAAUCAGAGGGCAGAAGCAUGUGAGAAAGCACUGGAAAGCUCUGUUUGAUCAGUUUGACCCUGAAAACACUGGCUAUAUCAGCACGGAGAAAUUUCGAAACCUCCUCCAAAGGCAUGGCUCUGAGCUAGAUCCACACAAACUAGAAGUUCUUUUGGCCUUGGCAGACAACAAUUCUGAUGGGAAGAUCUGCUACCAAGAUUUCGUCAACUUGAUGAGUAACAAAAGGUCCAACAGCUUUCGCCAAGCCAUCUUGCAGGGGAACCGGAGGCUGUGCAGCAAGGCCCUGCUGGAGGAGACUGGACUGAGCCUUUCCCAGCGGCUGAUCCGCCACGUUGCGUAUGAGACUCUGCCGCGUGAGAUUGAUCGGAAGUGGUAUUACGACAGCUACACCUGCUGCCCCCCACCUUGGUUCAUGAUUGCCAUCACCAUUGUAGAGGUUGCCUUCUUUCUUUACAAUGGAGUGGUACUAGAUAGGUUUGUGCUGCAAGUCACCCAUCCCUUAUAUUUGAAGAACUCAUUGUUAUAUCAUCCUCAGCUCCGUGCCCAGGCCUGGAGGUACCUCACCUACAUAUUCAUGCAUGCAGGGAUAGAGCACCUUGGACUCAAUGUUGUCCUUCAACUUCUGGUUGGAGUCCCCCUUGAAAUGGUACAUGGUGCUGCAAGGAUCGGGUUUGUCUACAUUGCUGGAGUUGUAGCAGGUUCCUUGGCAGUGUCCAUUGCUGAUAUGACUGCACCUGUCGUGGGCUCUUCUGGAGGCGUGUACGCCCUGAUAUCUGCUCACCUAGCCAACAUAGUAAUGAACUGGUCUGGAAUGAAGUGCCAAUUCAAGCUGUUGCGCAUGGCUGUUGCCUUGAUCUGUAUGAGCUUUGAAUUUGGAAGAGCUGUGUGGCUGAGGUUCUACCCAUCCGCUUACCCUCCAUGCCCACACCCAAGUUUUGUCGCCCACCUUGGGGGCGUUGCUGUUGGAAUCACCCUAGGCGUAGUCAUCCUAAGGAACUAUGAGCAGAGACUCCAAGACCAGUCCUUAUGGUGGAUCUUUGUCUCCAUGUAUGUGGUGUUUGUUCUCUUUGCCAUCUUCUGGAACAUUUUCGCCUAUAGCCUGUUGGACCUGAAACUACCUCCACCUCCUUGAGAUCCUGGGUCGAGGGACUCUCAAGGACAAAUGGAUAACUUCCCAUCUGCCAGCUCCAUUUCAAGGGCGGGGCGGGGUGGGAUUGAAACGGAAGGGUUUAUUUUUGUAUGAAUAUCACAGGAUAUAAGCAUAUCCAUCUUCUGAAAUGGCACAAGUUGAGGGGGGAAACUAUAUGCUGCAUGGCUAGGAUGUGACCAUAUUAUUGGAAAACGAUGACCUAAGCAGGGACUGGCCAAUAGAAACUUGUUUGGAAGAAGAUUUGGGCGUGGAGAUUUGCCGGUAUCGCUGUAGUCCAUAAGGACCAGGCCUUCUAACCAUUGAUCAUGCAAGUAGCUUGGUGUUGCUUUCAUGAUAAAAAAAAGGCUGACAAUUCAGCCCUAUAUUUGUGUAACAGGACACUUAACACCACAUACUGGUGAAUGCUAAUGCACAUAGUGAAAUUUUGUUUGGGUUGCCUACAUUUUUCCAGGUUAAUCUUCUACCAUACCCAUAAUUUACAAGAGCCAUCCAUCAGGCCAUGGAGGGAAAGCUCUUCCUUCCUUUAACUAAAAGGGCACUCAGCCAAGGAUGCUUGGCAUUACAGGUCAGGUUGUUCUUCAGUGCCACCGCUGAUGCCCAGUAAACCUGGACAGUUCCUCAAGUCUGCUGUCUUGUUAAGAGGAGCAUGUCUUACAGAAAUCUUCCAAGGGGUUCAGCGUAUAUGGGUUCACAACUUGCCAGUGGUGGAGGCCACUUCUCAACUAAAGGACAAACCAAAUUGCACAGGGAGAUUUGAAAGUGCUUUAACCUGGUUGCUAAAUUCAACUGCAUAUUUAAUUAGAUAUUCACUGUUUGUGACUGGGUUUUCAUUCUUGAAUACUUUGCAGACCACUUGAAUAUUUUGUAAUUUUUUUGUGGACAAUCAUGCUAUUUUCUUCUGGCCUCUUAUUUUCUUCCUUGGUCCUACACAUUCUUUAAAAAAAGCAGGAUCUGCUUGCUGGCUGGGAAGGGGUUGCUAGAUGUAUCUUAUUUCAAUUUUGCUAUUCCAGAAAAUUUCAGCGUACAGAGCGUAUGUUUCGUCUCCCGUCUAUAGCACUGGAUAAGACAAGAGACCACAACUCUACAGCCCCUUUGAUUUUGGGGGUGUUGUUCUUGCAACCUUGGGAGACAUAUCCAGUCACAUCCCUAACAAACAUCUCUACGUGGUUCUUAUUUGGAAAAUGUGGACGGGGUUCCUUUGCCUCAUGUGUUUUGAAAAAUAGCCAUCCAGGUUGCAAUGCUGCUUUAUGAAUUUUGCAGAUGUACUUUAGAUACAGUCCUAUACUCAGUGGGGCUUCCUUCUGAGUAGGCAUGUAGAAGAUUGCACUGUUAGAGAGUCAAGUGGGUCAGGGAUGCAUUUGACGACAGUACCUCAAGUAGGGCUUAGUUCUUGCUGAAGUAAAAUGGAAGGGAGAUCUAUGGCCCUUGAGAUGUCAUUGGACUCCAAUUCCCACUGGACUCCCAUCCCAUUACAGUGGUGCCUCGCUUAACGAAUGCCCUGCUUAACGAAAUUUCCGCUUAACGAAAGGAUUUUUCGAGCGGAGGUUGCCUCGCUAGACGAAUCUGUUUUACGAAAAAUUUGUCUAGCGAAACGCGGUUUCCCAUAGGAAUGCAUUGAAAUUCAAUUAAUGCGUUCCUGUGGGCAAAAAAAAAAUUUUCAAUAAAUAUUCAAUGCAUUCCUAUGGGAUUCGCUAGACGAAUUUUUCGUUAUAAGAAAAGACCUGUGGAACGAAUUAAAUUCGUCUAGCGAGGCACCACUGUAUUUAGAUAUUUCUUUUCUAGCUUCUAAUGAUGCAUGCACAAUGAUGAGGCCAUGCGGAUGUGCCUUAUCACAUUGCUUCCUGGUAAUUUUAGCUCCCAGAACCAGUCGCAGUGGCAUGCCACUUGGAAAUUCAACUACCACCGCCAAACAACCACACCCAGAACAAGACUGCCCUUUAGUUGGGGAUGGAGAUCAUCCAACACACAAAAAAACAUUUGCACCACUGUUCACCAGAUGAAAGGUUAGUUGUGGGUGGCCUGGUCGCAUUAUUCACAGAACACUCUGCAUACUUCAGGCACGGUCUAAAUUUGCAAACCAGUCAUUCAGAUAUUGCAAGUGGGGGUCAGGUCAUUGGCAACCCCUUUGUUUUUGUUCUUUUAGCUUAAUCAACUCACCCUAGAAAGGGUUAAUCUGGAUUAAAUGGGAGGAAAAUGUAGGCUGGCAUUUAGAUGUCAACAAUGUCAUACGGAUGCAGCAAAAAAUACGCAUGGAUGUGGAGCACCCAUCCCAAAAUAAACACCCACCGGAAAGCAUCCAACAUUGGCAACACUUGACGGUUUGGAGCUUAGAAAGCAUCUGAUUUUGAGUACCUGGUUUGCUUACUGCAGAAAAACCGGGGGGGGGGGGGGGCAAAUGCCACUCAUUAUGUGACACACGUUCCAUUUAUUAGAAGGCCAUAGUCCUGCAGAAAGCCUUUUUUACGGUUCGCUUGCUUGCGGUUGUUAAAUGGAAGAUAAGAAUUGCGCAGAGCUCAAAUCUGGCUCUUCAGAGCUGAGCGGAAGAUGCAAGCAAGAAACCAGGAUUCUGAGGUCUUACUGGUGUUUGAAUUUUGCCUUGAUAGGCUCACAGGUUGUUGCCACAGACAGGCUUAGGCUUUUGAGUGAUCGGCACACAGUUUGGCGCCAGUCUCAUUAAUCCAAUGAGUUCAUGUUAAAUCCCUUUCCCCUGUCAUAGGCUUCCCCCCCCCCCAUUACGAAGCCAAAGCCUCGUGUACUUGGGCUUUAUCUCUCCACAGGUAAAAACAAAGUGACAGACCUAUGACGACUACAGGUUACACGCUAAUCUGAGUUAUUUUCUACUAGUGAAAUGUCCAUCAUUAUGAAAGGUGUGUAUCUGAGUUG